UUCCCUCUGCCUCUUUACCUGUCCCGGUGCCGGAGGGAGCGAGAGGGCGGACGGGGCGCUAAGGCAUUGGCUCUUGGUCCGUUCUGUGGCUUCUGAUUGGACCUUGUGGGGCAGGCGACUCCGCUCCGUCCUGGGCGCCCCGACCUAAGUGGCUUCGGGUAACCUGCUCCUCCCGGGAGGCUCCUUUGGCUUCGGCCAGCAUGGCGAGCGGGCUGGUUUUAAAUCAUGAGCUCUCAAAACUUUUCAACCAGCUGUGGGAUGCCGAUGUUAACCGCUUUAGGCCUGGCCAAGACUACACCAUCUCCUUGCAGGGGAAGGCAGACUUUGUCCCCCAAGGUGCCCACAGAGCCACCGACCAUGCUUCUCAGGCUCUGUUCCUCUGGGUGAACGAGGGCCGGUUACAAAGCACCAAGACCUUUGCAGCUUUUAUCUCCCUUUUGGAUAACUACGAGACGUCAACGGGUAUAGCAGAAGUCGUGACCCCGGAGGAGGAAGCAGAAAACAACCUGUUCCUGGAUGCUCUCUUAGAGACGGAGGUGAUGAAGCUCACCCAUCAGUAUCUGGUGAGAAAAAACUGGUCCAAGCCCAGCCGGACGGAUUUCAAGGCUCAGCUCUACAGAAUCUGGUUCCAGCUGUACACUCGGGAGGGCUACCAAGGGCCUGAUUCCUGUGGUUUUGAGCACGUGUUUGUGGGUGAAACGCGGCGAGGACGGGACAUCCUGGGCUUCCAUAAUUGGGUCCAGUUCUACCUGCAGGAGAAGCGGGGAAAUAUCGAUUACAAAGGCUAUGUGGCCAGGAGGCACAAGAGCCGGGUGAGUGGGCUGGUGGUGGGGGGCGUAGAGGGAUUGUCAUCCUCCCUCUGCCUUCUCUUUUUCUUCCUUCCUCUCCAUCCCACUUUUUGUGGUGCUUUCACUCUCCUCCCUUAUCACCUUUCUAUUCCCUCUUUUUUUUUCCUGUUUUUUUCCUCUCUCUUCUGUGCUCCCUCCUUUCUUUUCCUUCAUCUUCCUCCUCUUCCUACAUCCUUAUUUCCUUCUCUCCUUCCUUCUCCUUUCCUCUUUCCUCAUCUUUCUUAUUUUCCCUUUCCUUUUUUGUUUCUUUCUCUCCUCUCCUAUGCUCCCUCCUUUCUCUUCCUUCAUCUUCUUCCUUUCUUCCUUCAUCCUUCUUUCUUUCUCUCCCUCCUCCUUUCCUCUUUUCUCAUCUCUUAUUUUCCCUUUUUUCUUCCUCUCCUCUCUCUUCUAUGCUCCUUCCUUUCUCUUCCUUCCUCUUUCUUCCUACAUCCUUAUUUCCUUCUCUCUCUCCUCUUUUCAUCAUUUCUCAUCUCCUUUUCCCUCUUUCCUUUUUCUGUUUCUUCCUCUCCUCUCCUAUGCUCCCUCUUUUCUCUUCCUUCAUCUUCUUCCUCUUUCUUCCUACAUCCUUCUCUCCUCUCCCUCCUCCUCUUUCCCUCUUUCCUCUCUCCGAUCCUCCUCCUCUCUGGCUCCCUUGCUCUUCCUGCUCUCUCUCUUCUCCAUCGGGUGGUUCCCUCUCCCUUGAAGGAAUACGCUAUACCAAACCGAUUUCUGCCAAAGCUCAGCCUCUCUUCCCCCCCUCGGCUCCCCCCUCCUCCCCUCUGGUUGUAUCUUGAACCCAGGAUUUUGUCUCCUUGCCCUUUCCUUAGCUUCCCUCCAGAUUCAGUUGAGGUGCCCCCUCCCAUAGGAUUGUGGGGAAGAUCCUCCGAGAUGCUGGCUGUGAAGUGCUUUGCCAAUGUCAGAACCCUAUAA
Messenger RNA from Antechinus flavipes (yellow-footed antechinus), 1757 nucleotides. RefSeq names its product poly(U)-specific endoribonuclease-like. The transcript has 6 exons. The record is from RefSeq and is a predicted model, not a curated record. Bases 201 to 1757 code for a protein of 518 amino acids. Lineage: Eukaryota; Metazoa; Chordata; Mammalia; Dasyuromorphia; Dasyuridae. Gene Ontology annotation, molecular function: RNA endonuclease activity.